This is a messenger RNA of Oryctolagus cuniculus (rabbit), 2584 nucleotides long. It is a transcript of the gene EXT1, whose product is annotated as exostosin glycosyltransferase 1. Gene Ontology annotation, cellular component: membrane. The record is from RefSeq and is a predicted model, not a curated record. Lineage: Eukaryota; Metazoa; Chordata; Mammalia; Lagomorpha; Leporidae. Gene Ontology annotation, molecular function: glycosyltransferase activity.
AUGCAGGCCAAAAAACGCUAUUUCAUCCUGCUCUCAGCUGGCUCUUGUCUCGCCCUUUUGUUUUAUUUCGGAGGCUUGCAGUUUAGGGCAUCGAGGAGCCACAGCCGGAGAGAGGAGCGCAGCGGUCGGAAUGGCUUGCACCAGCCCGGUCCGGAUCAUUUCUGGCCCCGCUUUCCGGACGCGCUGCGCCCCUUCGUUCCCUGGGAGCAGUUGGAGAACGAGGAUUCCAGCGUGCACCUCUCCCCCCGGCAGAAGCGAGACGCCAACUCGAGCAUCUACAGAGGCAAGAAGUGCCGCAUGGAGUCCUGCUUCGAUUUCACCCUUUGCAAGAAAAACGGCUUCAAAGUGUACGUCUACCCGCAGCAGAAGGGGGAGAAAAUCGCCGAAAGUUACCAAAACAUCCUAGCGGCCAUCGAGGGCUCCAGGUUCUACACCUCGGAUCCCAGCCAGGCGUGCCUCUUUGUCCUGAGUCUGGAUACUUUAGACAGAGACCAGUUGUCACCUCAGUAUGUGCACAACCUGAGAUCCAAAGUGCAGAGUCUCCACUUGUGGAACAAUGGUAGGAAUCACUUAAUUUUUAAUUUAUAUUCCGGCACUUGGCCCGACUACACCGAGGACGUGGGGUUUGACAUCGGCCAGGCGAUGCUGGCCAAGGCCAGCAUCAGCACCGAAAACUUCCGACCCAACUUUGAUGUCUCCAUUCCCCUGUUUUCCAAGGAUCACCCCAGGACAGGAGGGGAGAGGGGGUUUUUGAAGUUUAACACCAUCCCUCCUCUCCGGAAGUACAUGCUGGUCUUCAAGGGGAAGAGAUACCUGACAGGGAUAGGUUCAGACACCAGGAAUGCCUUAUAUCACGUCCACAACGGGGAGGACGUCCUGCUCCUCACCACCUGCAAGCAUGGCAAAGACUGGCAAAAGCACAAGGAUUCUCGCUGUGACAGAGACAACACCGAGUAUGAGAAGUAUGAUUAUCGGGAAAUGCUGCACAAUGCCACUUUCUGUCUGGUUCCUCGUGGCCGCAGGCUUGGGUCCUUCAGAUUCCUGGAGGCUUUGCAGGCCGCCUGCGUCCCUGUAAUGCUCAGCAAUGGAUGGGAGCUGCCAUUCUCUGAAGUGAUUAAUUGGAACCAAGCUGCCGUCAUAGGCGACGAGAGAUUGUUAUUACAGAUUCCUUCUACAAUCAGGUCUAUUCAUCAGGAUAAAAUCCUAGCACUUAGACAGCAGACACAAUUCUUGUGGGAGGCUUAUUUUUCUUCAGUUGAGAAGAUUGUAUUAACUACACUAGAGAUUAUUCAGGACAGAAUAUUCAAGCACAUAUCACGUAACAGUUUAAUAUGGAACAAACAUCCUGGAGGAUUGUUCGUGCUACCACAGUAUUCAUCUUAUCUGGGAGAUUUUCCUUACUACUAUGCUAAUUUAGGUAUAAAGCCCCCGUCCAGAUUCACUGCAGUCAUCCAUGCGGUGACCCCCCUGGUCUCUCAGUCCCAGCCAGUGUUGAAGCUCCUCGUGGCUGCAGCGAAGUCCCAGUACUGUGCUCAGAUCAUAGUUCUUUGGAAUUGUGACAAGCCCCUACCGGCCAAACACCGCUGGCCUGCCACUGCUGUGCCUGUCAUUGUCAUUGAAGGAGAAAGCAAGGUGAUGAGCAGCCGGUUUCUGCCCUAUGACAACAUCAUCACAGAUGCGGUGCUUAGCCUGGAUGAGGACACUGUGCUUUCAACAACAGAGGUGGAUUUUGCCUUCACCGUGUGGCAGAGUUUCCCCGAGAGGAUUGUGGGGUACCCUGCACGCAGCCAUUUCUGGGAUAACUCUAAGGAGCGGUGGGGAUACACGUCCAAGUGGACGAAUGACUACUCCAUGGUGUUGACCGGAGCUGCUAUUUACCACAAAUAUUAUCACUACCUGUACUCCCAUUAUCUGCCAGCCAGCCUGAAAAACAUGGUGGACCAACUGGCCAAUUGUGAGGAUAUUCUCAUGAAUUUCCUGGUGUCUGCUGUGACAAAAUUGCCUCCAAUCAAAGUGACCCAGAAAAAGCAGUAUAAGGAGACAAUGAUGGGUCAGACUUCCCGGGCCUCCCGUUGGGCUGACCCUGACCACUUUGCCCAGCGACAGAGCUGCAUGAAUACGUUUGCCAGCUGGUUUGGCUACAUGCCGCUGAUCCACUCGCAGAUGAGGCUCGACCCCGUCCUCUUUAAAGACCAGGUCUCUAUUCUGAGGAAGAAAUACCGAGACAUUGAACGACUCUGAGGAAUCCAGCCGAGUGGGGGAGGGGAAGUGAGAGGGACGGGGUCAAGCUGCUCUCUCUUCCCCGUGCAGAUCCGCUCAUCUGCGGAGCCAGAUUGUGCCAAGUCUCCAAAAACACUUAGAUGAACAGAAUGACAGAAAAGGCCAAUGAGAACUCAACUCCUGGCUCCUGGGACUGCACCGGACUGCUCCAAAUACACUCACUGGCUUCUUUGUCCCAAGACUAGGUUGUGUACAGUUUAAUUAUGGAACAUUAAAUAAUUAUUUUUGAAAUGAUUGCUAUGCAGGUUUAAACUUUUUUAAUGAUCAAAACUAUUAAAAACCAGAGUUCUUUCUUUAAUCAAAA